Molecule: messenger RNA, 483 nt
Organism: Arachis duranensis
Lineage: Eukaryota; Viridiplantae; Streptophyta; Magnoliopsida; Fabales; Fabaceae
Exons: 7
Coding region: 1-483 (160 amino acids)
Cellular component (GO): chloroplast
Molecular function (GO): protein binding
Source: RefSeq, a predicted model, not a curated record
AUGACAGUUGAAGCUUGUCACCGGAGAAGACAAGCUGCCGCGCCAUCCUUUCCGUUCCGACACCGAACCUCCUUAUCAUUGUAUUCUGCUGGAAUCGUCGAAAUUGUGGUUGCUGUGAGUGGGAUUAAAAUUGGUGAUGAUGCUGCCGUCGUGGUCAUGUUGGAGUUGUCGCUGUUGUUGUGGAUUCAAAGUAUAAUAGUCGGUGAUGUUUCAGAGUCUCUGGUGGAGUUUGACAGGGCAAUUGAGUUGGACCUUCAUCAAAAGGCGUAUCUUUGGCAAAGGGGCCUUUCCCUUUACUACCUUGAUAGGGGGACUGAAUUGGAUUUCCAUUUUGUCGUAGAUUUGAAGAAGGAGCUGAGCAGUUUUCGGCUAGAUGUUGCACAAAAUCCGAAUGAUACUGAAGAGUCCAUAUGGUGCUUUCUCUGUGAAGCUCAACUGUAUGGAGUGGAUGAAGCACGGAAGCGACAUCUUGAGUACUUUUAA